This is a messenger RNA of Fraxinus pennsylvanica, 741 nucleotides long. NCBI's taxonomy places the organism in Eukaryota, Viridiplantae, Streptophyta, Magnoliopsida, Lamiales, Oleaceae. The record is from the annotation of a GenBank genome assembly.
AUGCAGAGAAUUCAAGAUUACAUCCAAGCUUUAGAAGAAGAACGUAGCAAGAUUCAAGUUUUUCACCGUGAACUCCCAUUUGUCUUGAGCUUGUCACUCAAGCAAUUGAGACACGAAAGCAACAGUGAAAGGUCAGUUCUGGAAGAGUUUACUCCUAUAAAGAGAACCUUAGCCACUUCUGUUGAUGACGAACAAGAAUCGAAGAGGUCAAAGAAUAAUACUAAUGUUAGUAAUAAUGAUAAAGUUUCAAAGAAAUCGGACUGGCUUAGGUCCGUCAAGUUUUGGAAUCCAACCCCAGAUCCACCCUCCAAAGAGGAUUCACCAAGAAAAGUGUCAGUGUUGGAGAUAAAUAGAAUUAGAAGUGGCGGUGCAUUUCUUCCAUUUCAGAAAGAGAAAAGUAGUGUAACAACUUCACAAGGGCCAAUCAGAAUGUCAGUGCCAGUGGCUGCCGCCAGUUCUGUGGAGGAGAUAGGUGGCGAUGGUGGUGGUGGUGAAAAUAACGAGGAUGAGAAGGAAGGACAAUUUCAAAGAAAACCUAGGAGGAGUUGGUCACCAGAGCUACAUAGAAAAUUCUUGCAAGCCCUUCAAAGACUUGGUGGUUCACAGGUUGCUACACCAAAACAAAUUAGGGAUUUGAUGAAGGUUGAUGGUCUAACUAAUGAUGAAGUAAAAAGUCAUUUGCAGAAAUAUAGACUACAUAGGAGACGACCAGGUCAUUUGAUUCUCAAUAACAACAGAUAA